AUGGACUUCUUUGAUGAAUUUGAAGAAUCAGAGGUGAUGUUCUCAGACUACUCAUCAUCGGAUGAAAGUGUUGAAACAAGCGACGAGACCGAAAGCGGCGAUGAUCGAAGAUGGAAGCAUUAUUACAAUCAAUCAAACCAUCCAAGGAUGAUGUUGAAGAGCAUAAAGUGUCAUAAGAAAAAACCAAGAAUAAGCUCUUCUAUGCCGGUUAAUAUCCCGGCAAUGAGCUCUUUUCGGUUCGGUAUCGAACCACUCGAUGAGAAUGACAAGGACAAUGAUGAUGAAGAUGAUCUAAUGAGGAGAUUGCCUCCACAUUUGAUUGUGGAAAGAAGGGACAAUGAAGAAAUGGCAAGGUCAUUUAGUCCUUUAAAAGGGAAAAAUUUGUGUGAAGCUAGGAACAACAUCCUCAGAAUGACUGGAUUUCUUGAGAGAUGA
Molecule: messenger RNA, 435 nt
Organism: Chenopodium quinoa (quinoa)
Lineage: Eukaryota; Viridiplantae; Streptophyta; Magnoliopsida; Caryophyllales; Amaranthaceae
Exons: 1
Coding region: 1-435 (144 amino acids)
Source: RefSeq, a predicted model, not a curated record